AUGCUGUUGACAAGGCGCUUACCUCUAGGCAUUCUCGCUCGUGGGUGGCUAGUGCUACCAAACAAGGUAGUCGCGAUUUGUGACCACAACGGUGCGCCAGACUUCCCUUUCCAAGUUAUGACUGCCCCAGUGUCAGCCAGUGCAACCGUGCUCCACGCUGUGAACGAUUUUAAAGGCAAUCUCGAACCUCACCUACCCCAGCAUCUAUCAUUCGGUAAACCUCCUCAUCAGCUGCCUACAACCUCAUUUUUACAGCCCCUCUUCUCCGCUUCUGCGGACGAUAACCUUCAUCAAUCUCCGCUACCUUACCGCCACCACGUUCGCCCUCCAUACCAUCUCAACCUGUGGCCCUUGCCUGCCCGUACAGCGGCGACCCUAUAG
This is a messenger RNA of Ascochyta rabiei, 381 nucleotides long. RefSeq lists its product as uncharacterized. NCBI's taxonomy places the organism in Eukaryota, Fungi, Ascomycota, Dothideomycetes, Pleosporales, Didymellaceae. The coding region runs from base 1 to 381 and encodes 126 amino acids. The transcript is spliced from 2 exons. The record is from RefSeq and is a predicted model, not a curated record.